UUUAUUGAAAUUCCCUUCACUGAAAUGAUUUUCCCCCCAUCACAACAAACGUGGGCGGGUUUUUUUUCGCGUGAAGGAAGCGCCACUUUUGUCAGACGGUCCCUUGGCUUGCAAGCACCUGCGAGGCGAGGCUGAGCCUCUCAGUCUGGCGGACUUCCACUCUUCUCCGGCGGGCAAGGAAGGAGAGGAGAUCGGCGUCUACCUGGUCCUUCUGAGCUGGGUGUCACACCUCCUAGACCUGGAUCAUGUCCACGAUGCCGGUCCACCCUCCAUCGUCUCCGUGACGCUGAAGACGGGGACAGGUGCCCGGCGUGCAGACUGACAGAGUGUUAUGGUACACGAUCACCAUGCCCCCAGGAAAGUAUGGGAUGCAGGAGGAGUGGGAGUGGGAAGGCAGCCAAGGGGUCAAGAUGGACUUCCUCCUGCCAACUGGCAUCUACCUCACGUUCCCAGUGUCUCAUAAAGACACCAUCAGCGGUAUCAAGAAGAUGGUUUGGAAAAAUGCCAGAGGAGAGGCACUGUUCACAGCUCUGGGCCAUCCCGAAGCGUACGUUUUCACCUGCAUCAACCAGACGGGCGAGAGGGAGGAGCUGGAGGAAGAAUCCAGGCGUAUCAGCGACGUGCGGCCAUUCAUGGGUGUUUUGAGACUGGUGGCCCGGGAGGGCGACCGCGUGGAGAAACUUACCAAUACUCAAAUCAGCCUGUUGAUCGGGAAAGGUCUCCAUGAGUUUGAGGCCCAGAAGAACCACGAGGUGAACGAAUUCCGGACCAAGAUGCGAGCCUUUUGCGAAGAGAAGGCCCAGAAGCGUCAGUCGUCGCCGUGGCACCAGUGGCUGGAGUACACUUUCCCCUGCGACCUGGAGCCAUGCUGCUCUCUGCCGGUGUGUGGCAAGUCCCAAAAUGCCAAGAUUUUCGUCAACGUCAAGUUUGAGGCUUGUGAUGAAAGCUUCAUGGUGCAGCAGGAGCCACAAGACCUGCCACUCGCUCUGAUGAGGAGUGCCCUGAAAAAAAAAGCCACUGUCUUUCGCUCGGUGCGCCAACAACCCGAGGACUACACCUUACAGGUCAACGGGAGGUGGGAGUUCAUCUACGGGAAACAGCCCAUCUGCCAAUUUAAGUAUAUCUUCAUCUGUUUGCGGAAUGGCCAAAAUCCCCACCUCACCAUGGUGCACCACUCCACCAUCAGCAAAUACCAGGAAGAGCACGGGCGGAUGUGCAGUCAGAUGAAGAGCCGCUCCUUGCCCGGACCGCCUCCUCUGCCUCUGAAGAAGCAAAACACCUCGUCUCUGUGGUCCAUUGACGAGCCCUUCUACAUCCACCUGCUGCAGGGCAACCGAGUCAACGCAGACGAGGGCAUGAAGCUGGUGGUGCAGGCCGGCCUCUUCCAUGGCAGUGAGUUGCUCUGUAAGGUGGUGACCAGUUCUGAGGUGGCGGUGUCCUCCGAGCCCAUGUGGGACCAAAGGAUGGAGUUUGACAUCUGCGUGGCGGACCUGCCGCGCAUGAGCCGCUUGUGCUUCGCCCUUUACGCCGUCUUCGACAAGGCCAAGAAGCCGCGUGGCACCAAAAAGAAGAAUAAGAAAGCGGAUUGUCCUCUAGCCUGGGUGAACACCAUGGUGUUUGACUACAAAGACCAGCUGAAAACGGGCGAGGUCCUUUUGUCUGCAUGGCCGUCUGUACCUGAUGACAAAAGUGAACUUUUGAACUCCAUGGGAACAGUUGAGAAGAAUCCCAAUGUUGACAGCGCGGCUGGGCUUCUCAUCCGCUUCCCCAACAUCAGGCCACAUCCUCUCUACUAUCCUCCUCUUGACAAGAUCACAGGCAUGGAGACAAAUGGCGAUGCAGCUGCUGCAAGCAAAGAAGAGUACUUGAAGCUAAAAGAAAUCAUGGACAACAAAAACUACACCGAGUUCUUUGAGGAUGAGAAGGAGCUCCUGUGGAAACUCCGCACAGAAGUUCGAGACCUUUAUCCAGAAAGUCUUUCCAAGUUGCUCCUCAUCACCAAGUGGAGCAAGCGAGAUGAUGUUGUCCAGAUGGUAAGUCUCCUGAGGAACUGGCCAGAACUCCCUGCUAUUCAGGCCUUGGAGCUGUUAGAUUACAGUUUUCCCGACCCUGCAGUUCGUUCGUUCACCAUCAGAUGCCUUCGCAAGCUAAGUGACGAUGAGCUGCUUCAGUAUUUAAUCCAGCUGGUCCAAGUGCUGAAGUAUGAGUCCUACCUGGACUGCGACCUGACAACGUUCCUACUGGAGAGAGCCUUAUUCAACAGGAGAAUAGGACACUUUCUCUUUUGGCAUCUCAGGUCGGAGAUCCACGUUGCAUCUGUCAGCUUGAGGUUUGGUCUGAUCCUGGAGGCGUACUGCAGGGGGAGCAUCCACCACAUCAAGCUCUUAAGCAAGCAGAACGAAGCUCAAGGCAAAAUGAAGGUCCUAAGUGACAUUGUUAAAUCAGGGCCACAGAAGAUGAACGCUGAGGACCUGAAGCUGUGCAUCAGACAGGAGUCGUACACGGAGGCAUUGUCCAACCUGCUGUCGCCACUCAACCCCAGCAUCAUCCUCGCUGAUAUCUGUUCCGAAAAGUGCAGAUUCAUGGACUCCAAGAUGAAGCCGCUCUGGCUGAUGUACAAGAGUCCCUGCGCUCAAGGAGAUAUGGUGGGCAUCAUCUUUAAGAAUGGAGAUGAUCUUCGACAGGACAUGCUGACACUCCAGAUGAUCCAGCUCAUGGAGAACUUGUGGAAGAAAGAAGGUUUGGAUCUAAGAAUGAUCCCAUACGGCUGCUUGUCUACCGGGGACAAGAUGGGCUUCAUUGAGGUGGUGAAGAACUCGGACACCAUCGCCAACAUCCAGCGAAACAACAGCAACAGUGCCGCCACUGCCGCCUUUAACAAAGAUGCCUUGCUCAACUGGCUCAAAUCCAAGAACCCGGAAGACAAGCUUGAGCAAGCCAUUGAGGAGUUCACGCUGUCUUGUGCUGGCUACUGUGUAGCUACCUACAUCCUGGGUAUUGGGGACCGUCACAAUGACAACAUUAUGAUCAGGGAAACAGGACAGCUCUUUCACAUUGACUUUGGACAUUUUCUGGGCAACUUCAAGCGCAAACUGGGCAUCAACAGGGAACGUGUGCCUUUCAUUUUGACGUAUGAUUUUGUCCAUGUCAUCCAACAAGGACGGACCAACAACAGUGAGAAGUUUGAGAGGUUCAGGGAGUACUGCGAACGGGCCUAUAAGAUCCUGUGUCGGAACGGAACGCUCUUUGUCAACCUCUUUGCAAUGAUGAAGGCAGCCGGGCUGCCUGAGCUCACUUCCUUCAAGGAUAUUCAGUACCUGAAGGACUCUUUAGCUUUGGGCAAAUCGGAGGAAGAGGCACUGAAGAAUUUUAAAGUGAAGUUUAGUGAGGCACUGCGUGAAAGCUGGAAGACCAAGGUCAAUUGGAUGAUGCACUCUCUGGCCAAAGAUAACAGGCCGUGAAGGACGGCUCCAUUUACCAUCAAAUGGUUGGAAAAGGAAAAGACAAAUACCAUCCAAUGGCAUUCGCCGCUUGUUGGCGAAUGGUACUUCUUGAAAACGAACUACUUGAAAACGAAAUUAUGAAAAAGGUCACCAACUGCUGGAAUGUACAGUAGGUCAAAUAUGCACAUUGUCGGUCAUGGAUUACAAUAAUGGUUGAUGUAUUUUUAUUCUAUUGUAUUUAAUGUUAAAUACUUGUACAAAGAUAUUUUUAGUUUUACAGCUAUAUCACUUCAUAUUGCCUUUACAAUGCUGGUCUGGUAAGAAGUGAGAUACUAUUUCAUUGAUUAGUUGAGGACUGAGGCUUUUCAUUGAUGCAAAUCAAAUUACAUUAUAAGUAAUGUAAUUAUAUUACAUGACAAUAUUUUACUCUUAGGUGCUGAUGAAAUAUGAGAUUGGGACAAAACGUGACACUUAUACUGUACAGUCCAAACUAACCAGCUAAGUGCAAAGUACUAUUUCAAUAUAAUUGGCUUUUCUUGCUUUAGUGCUUGUAGUACUAAUUCUAUUGUGUUUUUAUGACUGAUGUGCCAGAUGCCGUGAAAGAGAUUACAUCUCUGUAUUGUUUGUCUAACCCACAGCAAAAUGGUAUUAUUUAA
Molecule: messenger RNA, 4099 nt
Organism: Doryrhamphus excisus (bluestripe pipefish)
Lineage: Eukaryota; Metazoa; Chordata; Actinopteri; Syngnathiformes; Syngnathidae
Gene: pik3cd
Product: phosphatidylinositol-4,5-bisphosphate 3-kinase, catalytic subunit delta
Biological process (GO): phosphatidylinositol-3-phosphate biosynthetic process; cell migration; phosphatidylinositol 3-kinase/protein kinase B signal transduction
Cellular component (GO): plasma membrane; cytoplasm; phosphatidylinositol 3-kinase complex
Molecular function (GO): 1-phosphatidylinositol-3-kinase activity; 1-phosphatidylinositol-4-phosphate 3-kinase activity
Source: RefSeq, a predicted model, not a curated record